AUGGGUGCAGAAUACCAAGCUUUCCCUGACGGUGAGGAGUACGUCUCGACCGUCAGUAUGAACGGCUUCAACCGUCGCCUUCGGCGUGCCGUUAAGCUCUUGUUCGCCCUUGUCGUUCUCACCGGUGUGACCUUCCUCGGUGUUGCCUACAUGGCCGUUAAGCUCGGCAAAGAGCGCGAGUAUCGUGCUUACUUGGAAGAGCAGCUACAUGCCCAGAACGAGGAUGGCAAGACACUGUCGAAGCGGUUCCCUUUCUGGUUCCUCGGCGCCGCUCUGUGGACUGGCAACCAGGUCUUCGCCUUUUACAGUCUUGCGACUAGCUGCAAGAGUUUCAGCAGCAGCGCCGGUAACGCCGCCACGUGCAUUUGGGGCGCCAUUUCCACGGCCGCGACCUUUAUCGGCGUGGCCAAGCACGGCGCCUCGACCGUCAAGAUCAUCCACGACCGCCUGGCCCAGAACGGCAUCUCCAUCGGCGGCUGGAAGCGCAGCGACGCCGUCCUGGAGGCUGAAGAGGCUCUGAGCCAGAUGUUCAUGGUGCCCGUAGCCCUCGACGGUUUCAUGGCUCACCACCAUCCCAAGCUUGCCCGCCUUCAGCUGACCGAGGGUACUCUCUGGCCCGUCUUCCACAUGUACAACCAUCACAACACCAGCAUGCACUUUACGCUGACGGCCCACGAGGUUGACCAUUCCGUGAUGUCCCUUGGUUUUGGCCAGAAGAGCGAUCCCAGCACCAUUGGCAAGCGCGAGUCGUACAACGACGAGUACUUUUCGAACGGCGGCAUCGACUACACCGAUUGUUUCAACGAUAUGCAGGACGUGGAUCUACUCAACAAGGGUUCGGACUAUCAGCAGAUGGACCGAGAUGUUGAGUGCUACUUUCCCGACUUGAGCAACACAUACGGUGUUGAGAUUCAGAUCUACGACUCCAAGAUUAAAGGCACAAUUGGCUCCGGAUCCAUCGCCGCCUUCCGCGGAAGUGACCACGCUAGCAGCAUCAGUGCCAUGCCAGGCUGCCCGUCUGGCCUUAAGGCUACUAGCAAAUGCAAGAAGGCGUAA
This is a messenger RNA of Akanthomyces muscarius, 1056 nucleotides long. RefSeq lists its product as uncharacterized. NCBI's taxonomy places the organism in Eukaryota, Fungi, Ascomycota, Sordariomycetes, Hypocreales, Cordycipitaceae. The transcript has a single exon. The coding region runs from base 1 to 1056 and encodes 351 amino acids. The record is from RefSeq and is a predicted model, not a curated record.